UUUCGCCGAUUGAAAGCGCUUGAGAGGCUCUCCGGCCACUCCCCUUUAAGAGCAGGAUCUUCGCCCGUUCAGCGCAGCUCGGCGCCAGACGCAGCGGAGAGGAAUGUGACAGGAGCCGCGGUCAAGAGCUGCUGUGCGAACCGGGGCUGAUCCACGGAGACCGAGCCGCAGGCGGGACUGCGGGACUGCGGGGCUGGGGUCGGUAACGGAACCGGCGGGCGGGUGUUCGGCUGCCCCCCCGUCUCCUUGUGCCCAAAAGACCCCGACAACGGCCAAGAUGAAUCGGCUAGCGGGGAAGACGAAGGACGAAACUUUGAUAGAGAUGCAGAGCGCGUCGGACGACCAAAGUGGAGAUGGGAUAAUCACGCUGACGGGAUUCCGGAUGACCUUGCUGCCAGGGGAAGACAACAAUGGUCACAGUGUCAUCUCCACCUCCACCAAGGACUCCCAGCUCCCAGGAAUUCCAGAGAUUUGGAAGAAGAGGGCGCAGUUUCUGAAGUUUCGCUCCAGGAUCGACGGGCAGCACCAGAGCAAGGACUCGGUCUUCUUCAGGGACGGUGUGCGCAGGAUCGACUUCGUGCUGUCCUACCUGGAUGACCACACCAAAGAUGGGGAGAAGAAGCAGGAGAGGAGGAAGGAGUAUGAGAGCAAUCUGCAGAAGGCCGGACUGGAGCUGGAGACGGAAGACAAGAGUGAGUCCGAAGAUGGGAAGACGUAUUUCCUGAAGGUGCACGCCCCCUGGGAGGUGCUGGCCACCUACGCAGAGGUGCUGAAGAUCAAGGUGCCCUUCAAGCAGAACGACAUCCCCAACUCCCGCGAGAUCCCCCUGCAGUGGCUCUUCAAGCCCUUCCGCCUGCCCGACGAGGUGAUGAACCCCGAGCCCGACUACUUCACGUCCCCCUUCGAGAAGGACAAGCCCGACUUCUUCCUCAUCGACAACAAGGACACCUUCUUCCCCCCGUCCACGCGCAACAGGAUUGUGUACUACAUCCUGUCGCGCUGCCCCUACUGGAAGGAGGACAUGAGAGACAAGAAGGGAAUCAAGCGACUCCUGAGCAACGGCACCUAUACCUCCGCCUACGCUCUGCACGAUUGCCGGUACUGGACCAGGGCCAAUGACCUCAACUGUGAGAGCGAGAGGUUCACGCUGUACAAGGAGUGGGCCCGCUUCCUGCGCUUCUACAAGGAGCAGCCACUCAAUCUCAUCCGGAAGUACUAUGGGGAGAAGAUUGGGAUCUACUUCGCCUGGCUGGGCUUCUACACCGAGAUGCUGUUCUUCGCUGCCAUCGUGGGGCUGAUCUGCUUCUGCUACGGCGCCUCCACCUACCAUGAGAACGUGUGGAGGCAAUCCCACCUGUUCGACAAUGUGGGGACGCUGUUCUUCGCCAUCUUCAUGGGGAUAUGGGGGCAGCACCCCCUCCGGCUCUGUUACUUGAGUCCCCAGGAGAGUGGCCCUGAGAUCACGGAGGGACACCCAGGUCGCUUGGCACAAUCCUGUGAGGAGGAAUGGGUUCUGGACAGGAGCACGCUAGAUUUCUGUGGGAAAAUGAUGCUCUGCUGGGCCACGGUCAUACUGUGGGAAAUGGAGCCUUACUUACCCUUAACCAGCAAGUGUGCACGCUUCUGUCUGUCUGGAGCGACCGUCAUAUUCUGGAUCGCCCUGAUCAUCGCCUGCAUCAUCGGCGUGAUCGCCUACCGCCUGGCCGUCUACGCCGCCUUCGCCAGCCUGAUGAAGGACAACCCGGCCCACGAGCUGCAGCUGGUGGGCUCCCUCAUCACCCCGCAGAUGGCCACCUCCGUCACCGCCUCCUGCAUCAACUUCGUCAUCAUCAUGAUCCUCAACUUCCUGUACGAGCGCGUGGCCAUCUGGAUCACCGACAUGGAGAUCCCCCGGACCCACCUGGAGUACGAGAACAGGCUGACCAUGAAGAUGUUCCUCUUCCAGUUCGUCAACUACUACUCCUCCUGCUUCUACGUGGCCUUCUUCAAGGGCAAGUUCGUGGGCUACCCUGGCAAAUACAUCUACAUGUUCGCCAAGUGGAGGAACGAGGAGUGUGACCCCGGCGGCUGCCUGAUCGAGCUGACCACCCAGCUGGUCAUUGUGAUGGCCGGGAAGCAGGUGUGGGGGAACAUCCAGGAGGCGCUGGUGCCAAGGACCUGUGAGAUGUUUCAUGAGAUGGUCCAGCUAACAUCUUCAGUCCUGCUCCUCUCAUCCUCCCCCAAUGCAGUCAUCCAGUUCGGCUUCAUCACCCUCUUCGUGGCCUCCUUCCCCCUGGCCCCCCUCCUGGCCCUCGUCAACAACAUCAUCGAGAUCCGAGUGGACGCCUGGAAGUUCACCACGCAGUUCCGCCGGCCGGUGGCGGCCAAGGCCCACAGCAUCGGGGCGUGGCAGGAGAUCCUCAACGGCAUCGCCAUCGUGUCCGUGGUCACCAACGCCUUCAUCGUGUCCUUCACCUCAGACAUGAUCCCACGCCUGGUCUACUACUACCAAUAUAGCAGCAACUACUCCAUGGAGGGCUACAUCAACAACAGCCUGUCCAUCUUCAACAUCUCCCAGUUCUCCGACCAGAACCGGCCUGAGAACGGGGAGAACCCCAUCUGGUUCAACGAGACCGUUGACACCACCUGCAGGUAUCGCGAUUUCCGCUUCCCCCCUGGCCACGAGAAGGAGUACUCUCACAACAUGCAGUUCUGGCAUGUCAUUGCCGCCAAGCUGGCCUUCAUCAUCANNNGGCAGCACGUGGUCUUCAUGGUGAAGUUCUUCGUGGCCUGGCUGAUCCCGGACGUGCCCACGGACGUGAAGGCACGGGUGAAACGGGAGCGCUACCUGAUCCAGGAGUACCUGCACAACUACGAGCUGGAGCGGCUCAAGAACCAGCUGAGCCAGCAGGCCAACGGCAGGGGCUGCCCGGACCCUGGGGGGCUGCUCGCCGCCACCGAGAAACACGAGGUGCUGUCCCAGGUGCUGUAGCCCCCCAGCCCGCCCCUCCCCUCCUGCCCCAGCGGACCUCCCUCUUCUAUUGCACUGGCGGGCCCACCCACACCUCCCUCUCAGACCCCACAGGGUCUGCAGCCUGCUUUCAGCCACGGGGCUUGGGCUGGCUCUGCAGCGCUGGGGAGGGGAGGGAUCGGUGAAGCUGCUUUCACAUUUCUUCCAACUCCGGACCCCACGGAUCCCGAGCAAGGUCUGGGACGACUUCCGGGUCGGACUGGUCGCAAAGCCAUAAAAGAAACAGAGAGGAGCCCGGGCCCAGAUCCAGUCCUGCUGGUUGCUUCUCGAUCUCGGACACGCCUGCUCCCGCUACCUCAAGCUCCUUUGACUGCCCCCCCACCUUCCCUCAUCCCCUCCCCCCCCCGCAGCGGGGACAGCUGUCCCGUGACUCCAGACACAAGACGGUCCUGGGCUGCUGUCCUGCCCCGCGUCCGAACUUUGACCCCUUGACCGCCCCACCUCCCCCGGGCGACAAGCAGAAACCCGUGCCAUCGCUGUACAGAUCGUGCCCUUUGUCUUUCUGUUUUCUUCUGUGUGACCACCCCUUUGACGCAGGGCUUGAGUUGUUGUUGUUGUUGUUGUUUUUUCCUGUUUUAAUUUGGAUGGAAUGCUUCUCUUUUAAGAAACCUGCAUUGUCGAAUUCCAGCUACUGGAACGUGUUUUUGGGGAUUUGAAAUUCUGCCAAAUCCUGCAGCCCAGCCUGUGAGCGAGCGACUGUGGGUAAACGACAUUGCGCGUUCUAGAAAUCCUCGAGGCUGUGGAGGAGAGAGGCAGGGAGCCUGUGUGACAACAGGCAGGAAGGUGAAACCUGCACGAACGCCUCACACAGGCCGUGGCCUCAACUCCCAGCCCUGUUCCUCAGCGGCGUCCUGCUGGCAGGGCUGGGGGCGCAGGGAGAAACCUGUUUUUUUCCUGCAGGGACAGCACCUGAACUCCUGCUUUUCUUGCUUCUCCUCCUCCGUUUCCCGCGCCGGCCUUUCAGCAGGCUUGUCGCUGCUGGCUGGUGUCCCUCGCGGAGACGGCUCGCUUCUUCGCUGUUCGGGACAGUUGAUCAGAGCUGCCAGCGGACGUGGGACAUCUGCACGCCCAUUGCAGGGUCAGGAGGAGAAUGAAUCGUUGAACUGUGGGUAUUACAAUCUCCUGCCUGGCACCUGUUUCACCUUUAGCAUGAAGCAGCGAGUCCAUGCGGAUCUCUGUGCGACUGUAGGAGCUCAGACCCUUUGUCCAAACUGUAGCACCAAGGCAAGCAGAGCCAUACACAGAGUUGUGCCAGGUGCGUGCACGACAGACUCCCUCGUGCCACGGAAGAUACCGCAGUGCCUUUGACCGCCACAUGCUUUACAGGUGCCACACGCCAGCCGGAACCAGGCACCGUUCCUUCCGAGCUGGGCUGGGGCGUGCAGGCAGCGCGCGGGACGUCCUGCUGGCCGCAGGCAGGAAGGACAGGACGAAACCCCGGUUUGUGGGCUGAGGUGGGACAGGGCGGGCUUGGAAGGGAGAGGUCCGUGCCACUGCUCCGUGGUGCCGCUUGUCCUAGUGCCAAACGACGGGGUGGUCUAACCUGGGCUGGGAGGGUCGGGGGGUAUCGAUGAGCCCACGCACAGGGGGCAGUGGGUGAGGGCGCUUGGGCUUGUGAACCAGGCAGCACCAGAGCAGUGGUGGCCCCCUGAGCACCUCUCUCAGUACGAGGUGAAGAAGAACUGGGGGCUCCAGCCCAGGGGUCCUCAGUGUGGACCCUGCUCUCCAGUCACCUUGAACAUCCCCAGGUUCUCCGAGGUCUCUGUGGGCUGUGAGCGGGACAGAUCCCCCACCUCCACUCUCUGGCCUGGGACUUCUCCAUGGCUGGUGUGAAACUAACACCACAUGGGGACCCCAAAAUUGCACAAGCUGCAGUCUGUGGGCCAGAGGGCUUCAGGGUAGCCGGGAGCUGGCAGUUUCUCGGUGACCAUGUACGAAACACAUCUCAAAGUCCAGUUUGCUCUCCGCGUUUUGCUAUCAGUGCAGUCGGUCCCCAAGACAAAUGCUCUUAAUGUGUCUGUGUUUACCCCAGUGUUAAACUUAAUGAAGGUCUGGCAUCGCUGGAAAAGGUUGUUUUUUUUUUCAUUCUACGUCCUGUUUGCUCUCCCUGUUGUGAAAGAAAGACAAAGAAAAUCUUGUUGCACAGAAGCACUUAAUGAAGGAGGUGGGGUGGGGGGGGGUUGGUAGGGGAACAGACACAGUACAUAGAAACAGCCGAGUCCUGUCUUCUCUCCCCACCCCUGCUCUUUAAUUACACUACGAGCUUGAUGGCACGGAGUAACACAGCUGUUCCUAUUGAUCCGAUGUCAGUCACACCGAGAUUUCAUUUUGGAUGCUGUUUGUGUUUCAGUGGCUUACCAGUAGCAGGUCCGGUUUGCAAUGGGUCUUGCUUGAGAUUUCGUUGUUUUAGGGCGUGAUGCUGCCAGUCCGAGGCGACAGUAUUGUGCAGACAUGAGCUCUGCGCUAGAUGCCCAGUGCUGUAGGGGUCAGCGGUAGUGUCUUUUUUUAACCAAAGACACAGGCCUGAGGCAUGCUGUGAAAGGGACAGUGUUGCUGCAGUAAAUCUCUGUUGGGUUUUUGUAUUAUCCUCCUGGGUUUUCCUGUUUUCCUCCUACAGCUCACAAUAAUUCACCAUCAUAGCUUCUUUUGUGCACAAUUCUCUAUAAUCCUGUGCGGGUUUACCAAAGCUUUUCUAAAGCUGCUUUCUGGUCUGCCACACCUGGUUUUAAAGGCCUGAUGACCUUUUGACCUGCUGUCCACUAAGCCUCAGCUUCAAGGCCUUAAAUCAAUACCUGUGCACUGCUGAGGCUGUACUGUUCAUCAAGGCAUUGGGCCUCACAGCUGGGUCACUGGGACAGGGCUGUGCACAGCUGAACUGAAACUGGGUGGAUGUCUAAGACAGACAAAGCCCCACCUCACUAAAUCAGAAACUAUACUACAGGACAAAAAAAACGCCUUUUUAUGCCUUAAAUAAGUCUGUGUUUACUGUUAAAGUCGUGGACGUUUUUUUUUUCUUUUUUAACUGAAGGAUAAUUGAUUUUUUUAAAUGUCUCAUCCUGCUCAUGUGGUUCUGUGACAGGUUGGAGGAGUUCCUUUCACAUUUUGUAUAUCAACGGAGCAUCGUCUUGUCGUCAUUUCAAAACCGGGUCUGAAG
Lepisosteus oculatus (spotted gar) is the source of this 6164-nucleotide messenger RNA. The record is from RefSeq and is a predicted model, not a curated record. NCBI's taxonomy places the organism in Eukaryota, Metazoa, Chordata, Actinopteri, Semionotiformes, Lepisosteidae.